AUGGGAGCGGGAUCGGCGCGGGGGGCCCGAGGCACAGCGGCGGCGGCGGCGGCGGCGGCGCGCGGGGGGGGGUUUCUCUUCACCUGGAUCUUAGUCUCAAUUGCCUGUCACCUGGCCUCCACCCAAGGAGCUCCUGAAGAUGUGGACGUCCUCCAGCGGCUGGGCCUCAGCUGGACGAAGGCAGGGGGUGGCCGGAGGCCCCCGCCCCCGGGGGUCAUUCCGUUCCCAUCGGGCUUCAUCUUUACGCAGCGGACCCGGCUCCAGGCCCCCACGGCUGCCGUCAUUCCUGCCGCCCUGGGCACAGAGCUGGCGCUGGUGCUGAGCCUCUGCUCCCACCGGGUGAACCAUGCCUUCCUUUUUGCCGUCCGCAGCCGGAAGCGCAAGCUGCAGCUGGGCCUGCAGUUCCUCCCCGGCGAGACGGUCCUCCACCUGGGGCCUCGGCGCUCUGUGGCCUUGGACCUCGACGUGCACGAUGGGCGCUGGCAUCACCUCGCCCUGGAGCUCCGUGGCCGCACUGUCACCCUGGUGACGGCGUGUGGGCAGCGCCGGGUGUCUGUCCCGCUGCCUUUCCCCAAGGACCCAGCCCUGGACCCCGAGGGCUCCUUCCUCUUUGGGAAGAUGAACCCGCACGCGGUCCAGUUUGAAGGUGCCCUGUGCCAGUUCAGUAUCUACCCUGUGACGCAGGUCGCUCACAAUUACUGUACCCACCUGAGGAAGCAGUGUGGCCAGGCCGACACACACCGGCCCCAGCUGGGACCCGUCCUGCCCCGAGACUCUGGCACAACCUUCACCUUCCAGACUGACCUUGCCCUGCGAGGCCUGGAGAACCUGACCACUGCCGCACCAGCCCUGGGGUCACGGCCAGCAAGCAGGGAUCCCAGGGGGACUGUGGUGCCCACCACACCUGCCAAGCCCCUGAGGACAGGCGCCACAGAGCCGGGCCGGCGUGCGGCCACAGGGGGCCCAGCCCGGAUCCCGCUGCUACCUGCCAAGCUGUCAGCCGGGGGAGUGUUCCCUCCCGUGCCCCCUGCUAGCUCCUCCACACCUGUCCAGCCAUUGCGGAAGAACGCAGCCACCAAGAUCCCCAAAAGUCAUCCAGCCAGGCUUUCGGUCCCUUCUCCUUCAGUAGGCCCUGUCAAAAAGCCCCGCCCCACCCAGAAGGCAGCUCAACCUUCCUUCCCCAAAUCAGCCCCACCCACCAGGAAGCCAGUGCCCCCCACUUCCCACCCACUUCCUGCCAAAGCCUCCCGCCCCUCAGUGAAGCCGAUCCAGAGGACCCCUGUGAUGCCCAGACCUCCGCAACCCAGCGCUCGGCCUCUACUUCUGGCCACUGGCUCCCCCCAAAAGCCUUUUCCCCCAGCGGGCCCGACCGAGGCCAAGAUGAGUAGUCGUGCGGGUGAGCCAGCCCCUGCCCGCACUGGCACCCACAGACCUCCCCGACCCACUGUGUUGCCCCGGCCACCUGUCACCCAUCCUGGCUCUCCCAGGAUUGCUCCCCCACCAGCCACAGUGACGCCUCCCACCCUUGCUCCUGGCUCGGUCCCCACCAGAAGCAAGAAACCCUCUGGAUCAGAAGCCACGAAGAAAGCCAGACCCAAGAGCAACCCCCGGAAGCCCGUCCCCCUCAGACCUGGGAAGGCGGCCAGGGAUGUUCCGUUGAAUGAUCUGACAACCAGGCCCAGCCCCAGACAGUCCCGGCCCCGCCGGUCCACCACCCCGGCCCCGGCAUUGGCCCCAGCGCGAUUGCUGUCCUCCAGUCCCUGGCCCACGAGUCAGAGCUAUUCAUUCUUCCACCUGGCGGGACCCACGCCUUUCCCGUUGCUGAUGGGACCUCCAGGGCCCAAGGGAGACUGUGGUUUGCCGGGUCCCCCUGGGCUGCCUGGACUCCCUGGACCCCCUGGUGCACGGGGGCCUCGGGGUCCUCCUGGGCCUUAUGGAAAUCCAGGCCUCCCCGGUCCUCCUGGAGCCAAAGGACAGAAAGGGGACCCAGGGCUCUCACCAGGAAAGGCCCUUGAUGGGGCGAAGGGCAACAUGGGCUUGCCUGGGCUCUCUGGGAAUCCAGGACCUCUUGGACGAAAGGGACACAAGGGCUAUCCUGGACCGGCGGGGCACCCUGGAGAACAGGGGCGGCCAGGACCUGAGGGCAGCCCAGGGGCCAAAGGUUACCCUGGCAGGCAGGGGUUACCUGGACCCGUAGGAGACCCUGGCCCUAAAGGCAGCCGGGGCUACAUUGGACUCCCAGGGCUCUUCGGCCUGCCAGGGUCCGAUGGAGAGAGGGGCCUGCCUGGUGUUCCUGGCAAGAGGGGCAAGAUGGGUAGGCCGGGGUUUCCUGGAGACUUUGGGGAAAGAGGUCCUCCCGGACUGGAUGGGAACCCUGGAGAAUUGGGCCUGCCAGGGCCCCGAGGAGUCCCCGGCCUCAUUGGCGACAUGGGGGCACUGGGUCCGAUUGGCUAUCCAGGACCCAAGGGCGUGAAGGGACUGAUGGGGAACGUGGGGGAGCCCGGACUGAAAGGUGAUAAGGGUGAACAAGGGGUUCCAGGUGUGUCAGGAGAUACUGGAUUCCAAGGAGACAAGGGGAGCCAGGGAUUGCCAGGGUUCCCAGGUGCACGGGGGAAGCCGGGGCCUCUGGGCAAAGUUGGAGACAAGGGAUCCCUUGGGUUUCCUGGGCCUCCGGGACCUGAGGGAUUCCCCGGAGACAUUGGCCCCCCUGGGGACAACGGCCCAGAAGGCACGAAGGGUAAGCCUGGAGCUCGAGGCCUGCCGGGACCCCGUGGGCAGCUGGGGCCCGAGGGAGAUGAGGGACCCAUGGGACCACCUGGGGCCCCCGGCUUAGAGGGCCAACCUGGCAAGAAGGGGUUUCCUGGCCGGCCCGGCCCAGAUGGCAUGAAGGGAGAGCCAGGAGACCCUGGACGGCCAGGACCCGUGGGUGAGCAGGGACUUCUGGGAUUCAUUGGUCUGGUCGGGGAGCCAGGGAUCGUGGGAGAAAAGGGUGACAGGGGCAUGAUGGGACCCCCAGGCGCACCCGGACCCAAGGGAUCAAUGGGUCAUCCUGGAACUCCUGGUGCUGUGGGGACCCCCGGAGAACCUGGACCCCCGGGUCCUCCAGGAUCUCGAGGCCUACCAGGCAUGAGGGGAGCAAAGGGACGCCGGGGCCCCCGAGGACCAGAUGGACCAGCCGGGGAGCAGGGGUCCAGGGGCCUGAAGGGCCCUUCAGGACCGCAGGGCAGACCGGGCCAGCCUGGGCAGCAGGGUGCGGCUGGUGAGCGCGGGCCCUCGGGCACACGAGGCUUCCCCGGCAUCCCAGGUCCCUCAGGCCCCCCAGGCACCAAGGGCCUCCCAGGAGAACCGGGCCCUCAGGGACCCCAGGGGCCUCUUGGCCCUCCGGGAGAGAUGGGACCCAAGGGGCCUCCCGGUGCGGUAGGAGAACCGGGUCUUCCUGGGGAAGCCGGGAUGAAGGGUGACCUUGGGCCUCUGGGCACCCCUGGGGAGCAGGGCCUCAUUGGGCAGCGGGGAGAGCCAGGCCUCGAGGGUGACAGUGGUCCUACAGGGCCUGAUGGGCUGAAGGGGGACAGGGGUGACCCUGGGCCUGAUGGUGAACAUGGCGACAAAGGCCAAGAGGGACUGAUGGGCGAGGAUGGGGCCCCUGGCCCCCCUGGCAUCACUGGCGUCCGGGGUCCUGAAGGAAAACCGGGGAAGCAAGGCGCGAAGGGCCGGACCGGAGCCAAGGGUGCCAAGGGCUACCAAGGACAUCUGGGUGAGAUGGGCGUCCCUGGAGACCCUGGACCCCCUGGCACCCCAGGCCCUAAAGGGUCCCGGGGCAGCCUGGGACCAACGGGUGCUCCCGGACGGAUGGGGGCCCAAGGAGAGCCCGGACUGGCUGGUUACCAUGGACACAAAGGCAUCAUGGGCCCCCUUGGACCUCCUGGACCAAAGGGUGAAAAGGGGGAACAGGGUGAGGAUGGCAAGGCCGAGGGGCCCCCCGGGCCACCGGGAGAUCGGGGCCCUGUGGGCGAUCGAGGGGACCGCGGGGAGCCAGGGGACCCUGGAUACCGCGGACAGGAGGGUGUGCCAGGCCUCCGUGGAGAUCCAGGCCAGCAGGGCCUACCAGGGCGUCCAGGACCCCGGGGACGGCCGGGACCCGAGGGAUCGAAGGGGGAAGAGGGACCAAAGGGAAAGCAAGGCAAGGCUGGGGCACCAGGACGAAGGGGCAUUCAGGGCCUGCAGGGGCUGCCAGGGCCUCGGGGCGUGGUGGGGAGACAGGGCCCCGAGGGUGUCGCGGGACCAGAUGGGUUUCCUGGCAGGGAUGGGCAAGCGGGACAGCAGGGGGAGCAGGGAGACGAUGGGGACACUGGCCCCACGGGCCCUGCUGGGAAGAGAGGAAAUCCAGGUGUGGCCGGCUUGCCUGGAGCACAGGGGCCCCCAGGAUUCAAGGGUGAAAGUGGGUUACCUGGGCAGCUGGGUCCUCCUGGCAAACGAGGGACAGCGGGUGGAACUGGGCUUCCUGGGAGCCAGGGGGAGCCUGGAUCCAAAGGCCAGCCGGGUGACUCUGGCGAGAUGGGCUUCCCUGGAAUGGCUGGCCUCUUCGGGCCCAAGGGCCCUCCUGGAGACAUUGGCUUGAAAGGCAUCCAGGGCCCUCGGGGGCCCCCUGGCUUGAUGGGAAAGGAAGGCAUCAUUGGGCCCCUCGGAAUCCUGGGACCUUCGGGACGCCCGGGUCCAAAGGGUGACAAAGGCAGCCGAGGGGACUUGGGAUUGCAGGGUCCGAGGGGUCCUCCUGGUCCCAGAGGGCGGCCCGGCCCACCGGGUCCGCCAGGGAGCCCUGUCCACUUUCAGCAAGAUGACCUGGGAGCAGCUUUCCAGAUGUGGAUGGACACAAAUGGAGCACUGAAAGCAGAGGGUUACAACCAUCCAGACCGGCUGGUGCUGGACCAGGGAGGGGAGAUCUUUAAAACCUUACACUACCUCAGCAACCUCAUCCAGAGCAUUAAGACGCCCCUGGGCACCAAAGAGAACCCCGCCCGGGUCUGCCGCGACCUCAUGGAUUGUGAGCAGAAGAUGGUGGAUGGUACCUACUGGGUGGAUCCAAACCUUGGCUGCUCGUCCGACACCAUUGAAGUUUCCUGCAACUUCACCCAUGGUGGACAAACGUGUCUCAAGCCCAUCACAGCCUCCAAGGUCGAGUUUGCUGUCAGCCGGGUCCAGAUGAAUUUUCUGCACUUGCUAAGCUCUGAGGUGACACAGCACAUCACCAUUCACUGCCUUAACAUGACCGUGUGGCAGGAGGGCACUGGGCAGAGCCCGGCCAAGCGGGCUGUGCGCUUCCGGGCCUGGAAUGGGCAGAUCUUUGAAGCAGGGGGUCAAUUCCGGCCAGAAGUAUCAAUGGAUGGCUGCAAGGUCCAGGAUGGGCGCUGGCAUCAGACGCUUUUCACCUUCCGGACCCAGGACCCCCAGCAGCUGCCCAUCAUCAGCGUGGACAACCUCCCUCCUGCCUCAUCAGGGAAGCAGUACCGCCUCGAAGUUGGACCUGCGUGCUUCCUCUGACCUCUGACCUCCUGGCUCCUCUAGGCCUCGA
Messenger RNA from Callorhinus ursinus (northern fur seal), 5569 nucleotides. It is a transcript of the gene COL27A1, whose product is annotated as collagen type XXVII alpha 1 chain. Gene Ontology annotation, biological process: glomerular basement membrane development. Lineage: Eukaryota; Metazoa; Chordata; Mammalia; Carnivora; Otariidae. Gene Ontology annotation, molecular function: extracellular matrix structural constituent conferring tensile strength. The record is from RefSeq and is a predicted model, not a curated record.